ACAGGAAGGUGUCAAUGUGUGUGUGUGUGUGUCGGCAGCUGAAUCACACACGACACAAUGUUUUCUCAGCAGUUUUGUUGCCUGUAAAUGUGGAUGCCACUGAGUGUAUGUGUGUGUGUGUGUGUGAGACAUGCCUGAUGAGGAUUAUUAGCAACAUAAACUAAUACAAUAUGGAUUUCCAACACAGGACGGCUCUGGAUAUCUCCACCAGGAACCCUCAGGAUGACUUUGAGAUCCUGCUGAGAGUCGGAGGAGGAACUUACGGAGAAGUUUACAAGGCGCGUAACAAGCAGAAUGGAGAGCUGGCAGCCAUCAAGGUCAUCAAGAUGGAACCAGAGGAUGAUUUCUCCAUCAUCCAGCAGGAAAUCGUCAUAGUGAAGAGCUGCAAACAUCCCAACAUAGUGGCGUAUUAUGGCAGCUACAUACGAGCUCAUAAACUGUGGAUCUGUAUGGAGUUCUGUGGAGGAGGCUCUCUGCAGGAUAUCUACCAUGUGACUGGUCCUCUGUCUGAGCCACAGAUCGCCUACAUCUGCAGAGAGAUGCUGCAGGGUCUGGACUACCUGCAUGCACAGAAGAAAAUCCACAGAGACAUCAAGGGUGCCAACGUCCUCCUCAACGAUCAGGGCGAGGUCAGGCUGGCUGACUUUGGGAUCUCGGCUCAGAUCACAGCCACUCUGGCCCGGCGGAUGUCCUUCAUCGGGACGCCAUAUUGGAUGGCGCCCGAGGUGGCAGCAGUUGAGAUUAAAGGUGGCUACAAUGAGCUCUGUGAUGUCUGGUCUGUGGGCAUCACAGCCAUCGAGCUGGCAGAGCUUCAGCCGCCCUUGUUUGAUGUCCACCCACUGCGAGUCCUGUUUCUCAUGUCCAAGAGCGGCUACCAGCCUCCUAAACUGAAGGACAAGUCUAAAUGGUCCUCCAUGUUUUAUAGCUUUGUAAAGGCCAUGCUGGUGAGGAACCCGAAGAAGAGACCCAGCGCCUCCAAGCUGCUCACAAACACAUUUCUGACCCAGCAGUGCCUGAACCAGGAGCUGACCCUGGACCUGCUGGAGAAGUUUCGACACCCUGAGAAACUGAAGACCUGCCUGGUGACGGAGGACGACGACAUGGAGGUGGCGCUGCCUGGAUCUUUGAAGAGGAUCCAGUCUAUCAACAAACACUACCGGGCAGAGAGGACCAGCUCUGACAUUAGCUUGGAGCAGAUUUACACUCAGAGGCCUAUGAAGAAAGAAUCACCAAACGCAACAUUAAGACCUUCACCGGGAUCCACCGGCAGCAGCAAGAGUCCAGUGAGGGAUCAGGACACAGACUCAGACGACGACUAUGAUGACGUGGAUAUCCCUACGAUACAAAACACCAGUCUCAUAAUGCGAGCUGAUGACACUCCUCCUCCGCUUCCUCCAAAGCCCAAAGCUCGGACCAGCUCUGAGGAAAGCAUGGCGGGGGAUGAUGAGCGGUUGAGGAAGCCCAGCUCCCUGUACGCCCCCACACCUCUCAUCAGGACCUCCAGCGGGACGCAGGUCCGAUCGACGCCAAAACCACGAUCCUCACGACACUCAGACCCGUUGUCCCUCCCUGUCCAGCUGAUUGAACACCCGUCAGACCUUGUUCCUCCUGAGCUCCCCCCUAAAGGCAUCCGCAGACGGCGACCCCCAUCAAAGGACCCGGUUGAAUGUGCCAGCCCCGUCAUGAAGAAACCUCCUGUCUACUUUAAAAAGAUCUUCCAUGGCUGCCCUCUCAAAAUAAACUGCUCCACGACCUGGGAGAACCCAGCUACCAAAGACCAGCAUCUGAUCCUGGGGGCGGAGGAAGGGAUCUACACCCUGAACCUGAGCGGCUCGGAGGCCACGAUGGAGCUGUUGUAUCCAGGGAAGUGUACCUGGAUCUACACCAUCAGUAACGUCCUCAUGUCCGUAUCAGGUAAAUCUUCGCAGCUUCACUCCCAUACAAUGAAGGAGUUGUACGAACAGGCUCGGAGAGAACAGAGGAUGGUUUCCUUGCCGACUCACAGACUGUUACCAAGGAAAUUUGCAGUGACGAGUAAAAUCCCUGAUACCAAAGGCUGCAAGACCUGCGCAGUUGCAGGCAGCAUGCAUGGAGGCUGCGUGUUCCUGUGCUGCGGUCUGGAGGCCAGCGUGGUGCUGCUGCAGUGGUACGAGCCCAUGCACAAGUUCAUGCUCAUUAAGAAUUUUGACUUCCCGCUGCCCAACCCUCUGCGGGUGUUUGAGAUGGUGACGGUGCCCCAGCAGGAGUACCCGCUGGUGUGUAUCGGCGUCUCUCGGGGGUCCAGCCCCAACCUGCCCGUCUCUGUAGAAUACAUCAACCUCAACUCCAACACGUCCUGGUUCACCAACUCUGGCCUGGAGAGAGCUUGCCCAGAUGUAGUUCAAGUAAACCAGUUAAACAGUAGCUCGCUGCUCGUCCUCCUAGAAAAGUCGGUACAUAUAGUCGGCCUGGACGGGGAGUCGAAGAGCAACAGGCCUCCGACACAUGAGACCACCUUCUCUCACGAUGUUGAGUCUAUAGUGUAUUUUGAGGACACGCUGCUGGCGGUGUGGCGUCACGGCUGGCAGAGGAGAGGACAAGGUUUCACUGAGCUGCUGGAGGAAACCACCGACCACAGAAAGAUCUACAGACUGGUGCAGUCAGACAGGAUGGUCGUCUUGGAGACGCGUCAGACGGAGGACCACUCAGGGCUGUCCAACCUGUACGUCCUUGAAAUCGCUGAGAACUACGUCAUGCUGCCCUGACUCUCCUGUCUGCUGGCGCAGGGCAUCAUGGGAAACUCCCACUUGUAUAUGAACGCCGCCACGCAGGAAUCUGUCAUCAUUAACUCUGAUGGGCGCGGACGCCACAGUAUUUGAUUUUCUAACGGGAGGAUGUUGCUUUUCCAUACUGACCAGAGAGGAUUGUUGUGUUUAUCCCUCCAGUAUGGGGGAGUCUGCUCUUAUUUAUGCUGAUUUCAACUUGUGAGAUCCAGAACGACGUCCAGAAUCCAGACGGCUGAGAAAAACCUGUGAAGGAAGGUCCUCCUCCAACACUAAAGAGGAGGAGUAUCUACUGAAAUAUAGACGAUGGCUUCCAGAAGAUGCCACAUUAAAGGACUGGAUGGACUCAUGCUGUGUAGUUUGUAACCUGAGAUAAACACUUCUCACUGCCGUUACUUUGUAAUAAAGUUAAUUAACACAAGA
Messenger RNA from Sebastes umbrosus (honeycomb rockfish), 3185 nucleotides. RefSeq names its product mitogen-activated protein kinase kinase kinase kinase 5. The coding region runs from base 171 to 2744 and encodes 857 amino acids. Gene Ontology annotation, molecular function: ATP binding; MAP kinase kinase kinase kinase activity. The transcript has 32 exons. The record is from RefSeq and is a predicted model, not a curated record. Gene Ontology annotation, biological process: protein phosphorylation. Lineage: Eukaryota; Metazoa; Chordata; Actinopteri; Perciformes; Sebastidae.